GUGAGCGCUCCUGUCGGCCGCCCAGUCUCCGCCCUGCUCGGUGAGUCUCCGCAGGUGAAGCAGCCGCAGGACGGAGGAAUGUGACGGCUGUCGGUGCUUCAUAAACAUGGAAACCGGAGUGGAUCAUCUCAGCGGAGUCAGAGAGUAAAGAAAGUAAAAUAAAAUCCAGCCUUCAGAUAUGAGACACGAGCGGAGGAUCUGCGGCGGCUGUUGGUGACCGUCCGGGUUACUUUGUCCAGGUGUGGCUGCUCCACCUGCCGUCUGACUGUGCGUCGUGUGAAGGGAUUUUUGCGUAUUUAGGACUGUGUGUUGUUGUUGUUGGGGCUCACAAUGCCGGAGCUGAUCAGCGUGACGGAGUUUAUCGCGGAGACUAAUGAGGACUACAAAGCUCCGACCACCUCCAGCUUCACCACCCGGAUGUCCCACUGCAGGAACUCGGUGGCGGCUCUGGAGGAGGCUCUGGACGUGGACAGAUCGGUUCUGUACAAGAUCAAGAAGUCGGUGAAGGCCAUCAACACGUCUGGUUUGGCUCAUGUGGACAAUGAGGAGCAGUACAUCCAGUCCAUGGAGAAGUUCGGGGACAACUGUGUGUGCAGGGAGGACGCCGAGGUCGGCUCCGCCUUCCUCAAGUUCGCCGUUUUUACCAAGGAACUCACGGCGCUCUUUAAAAACCUGAUGCAGAACAUGAACAACAUCAUCACCUUCCCUCUGGACAGUCUGCUGAAGGGAGACCUGAAAGGAGUGAAAGGGGACCUAAAGAAGCCGUUUGAUAAAGCCUGGAAAGAUUACGAGACCAAGCUAGCGAAGAUCGAGAAGGAGAAGAGGGAGCAUGCCAAGCAGCACGGGAUGAUCCGGACGGAGUUCAGUGGAGGAGAGAUCGCUGAGGAGAUGGAGAAGGAGAGGCGACUCUUCCAGCUGCAGAUGUGUGAGUAUCUGCUAAAAGUGAACGAGAUCAAAGUGAAGAAAGGCGUCGACUUCCUCCAGAACCUCAUCAAGUAUUUCCACGCUCAGUGCAAUUUUUUUCAGGACGGACUGAAAGCUGUGGAGAGCCUGAGACCAUCUGUGGAGAAACUGGCCACAGACCUGACCACGAUUAAACAGACUCAGGAUGGAGAGCGGAAGCAGCUGACUCAGCUCCGAGACGUCCUGAAGGCCUCCCUGCAGUCGGAGCACAAAGAGGACUCUCAGGCGAAGCAGAACGCAGGUUACAGCCUCCAUCAGCUGCAGGGAAACAAGGCCCACGGCACCGAGCGCUCCGGAGUCCUCUACAAGAAGAGUGAGGGACUGAGGAAGGUUUGGCAGAAGAGAAAGUGCUCUGUGAAGAACGGCUUCCUGACCAUCUGCCACGGGACGGCUAACAGACCUCCAGCCAAACUCAACCUGCUCACCUGCCAGGUGAAGAGGAAUCCCGACGAGAAGAAGAGCUUCGACCUGUUCUCACACGACAGAACCUACCACUUCCAGGCUGAGGACGAGGCGGAGUGUCAGGUCUGGGUGUCAGUGCUGCAGAACAGUAAGGAGGAGGCGCUCAACAAGGCCUUCAAAGGCGACCAGGACGAAGGAGAGAACAACAUCGUCCAGGAGCUGACCAAAGCCAUCGUAGGAGAGGUGAAGAGGAUGAGCGGCAACGACGGCUGCUGCGACUGCGGAGCUCCAAGUCCCACCUGGUUGUCCACCAACCUCGGGGUGCUGAUCUGUAUCGAGUGUUCGGGGAUCCACAGGGAGAUGGGGGUCCACUACUCCAGGAUCCAGAGUCUGGACCUGGACGUCCUGGGAACGUCCGAGCUGCUGUUGGCGAAGAACGUGGGGAACGCUAACUUCAACGACAUCAUGGAGGCAGAUCUGUCGGCGCAGGAUGUAACCAAACCGAAUCCGACAAGCGACAUGCAGAUGAGGAAAGACUACAUCACAGCUAAGUACACGGAGAAGCGCUUCGCCCGGCGGCAGUGUGCCGACGCUGCAUCCAGGCUGCAGCUUCUGUACGAGGCCGUCAGAAACAGAGACAUCCUGUCUCUGAUCCAGGUCUACGCCGAGGGGGUGGACCUGAUGGAGGCCAUCCCACAACCCAACGAACACGAACCCGGAGAAACGGUGCUCCACCUGGCGGUCCGAAUGGUCGACAGAAACUCGCUGCACAUCGUCGACUUCCUCGCACAAAACGGUGCGACCCUGGACAAGAAGACGACCAAAGGAAGCACAGCGCUGCAUUACUGCUGCCUGACAGACAACAGCGAGUGUCUCAAGCUGCUGCUGAGAGGAAAAGCUUCAGUUUCCAUCACAAACGAAGCAGGAGAAACACCGCUGGACAUCGCAAAACGGCUGCGACACACUCAGUGUGAAGAACUGCUGACUCAGGCUCAGACGGGAAAGUUUAAUGUCCACGUUCACGUUGAGUACGAGUGGCGUCUCCAAAACGACGACCUGGACGAGAGCGAGGACGAGAUGGAGGACAAGCCCAUCCCCAACCGCCGGGAGGACCGUCCGGUCAGCUGCUUCGUGACCGGCAGCAGCGCCAUGCAGCCCAACCUGGCAGCGUUGGCCCGGGACGCCGCCGGCCUGGCCCGGGACAAACAGAGGCCUCACGUCCAAAGCACCAUGAUCAGCAACGAGACCUACGGCACCAUGCUGGACCUGAACCUGCCGCCGCUGGGACCGACGCCGCCGCUGCCUCCCAGAGCACCGAACAGAGGUCCGGCUCACAGUAAACCUGCUACCAUAGAAUCAGUGGGAAGACAGCGUUCGUCCUCCGACCCUCCCAACCCUCAAACCCCUGAGAGGAACUCCUCCAUGUACGUGCUCCCAGCAGCUCCUCCUCCUCCUCCAUUCAACAAGAGGUCCAGCGUGUUGGACACCAAGUCGGGAUCAGCUAAGCACACCCCCCUCCCUCCUCUGCCUCCCCCACCAACAGGUCUCCCUUCUGCCCCCGCCGCCCCAGCCCCCUCCAUCCCACCACCCCCCCACUACAAAGCUCCACCACUCCCACCACCUGUACCCAGCCACCAGACCAGCAGACCGUCAGGACCACCAGGACCCAAGUCCCCCAAAUCUCCCACCGCAUCAGUGAAACGUCCUCCUCAGAGACCUCCACUCAGGACAGCAUCUGUGGACAAACGAGGGCUUCAAUCCAAAUCCCCCCAAAGUCCGCCUCCUCCAACACCCAAACCCAGAACCGCCUUUUCUAAGCAGAAGCCUCAGAGGGUGAAGGCCAUCUACAACUGUUUUGCUGAUAAUCCGGACGAGCUGACGUUCAGUGAGGGGGAGGUGAUCGUGGUGGAGGGGGAGGAGGACAACGUGUGGUGGAUCGGUCACAUUGAAGGAGAGCCGACCAGACGGGGAGUGUUUCCUGUCACCUUUGUUCACUUCAUCACAGAGUGAUUGGAUGCGAUGCACGCCUUCAUCCUGUUCAAUUGUUCUUCAGCAGCAGUCAGUCUGAGUGGAAACAUCCUGGACAAAAAGCUCAAACCUGACCCUCUUCUGGAGGCUCGAGCUCGACCUCAUAUCAGGACGAACCGAAGCAAAACACUGAAGUGUGUUUCACUGGACGACUUCAGUCCCAACUUCACUCCCUGAUACUAAACAUUUUAGACAUGAGCACUGAACCCUGCAGGACGCUUGUCUCUCUACAUCCUUAGAUCCUUGUUCAAACUCAGAGAAAUUCAUUUUAAAUACUCAAAAGAGAUCUUAAGGUAUCCAAACGUAAAAUUCUUCAAAUAACAAAGCAGUUAAUAAAUAGGCAUGUUACGGUUCGUGGAAGUGCAACAGAGUUUCAUUGAAGAGUUGAACAACAUGACACACAACACACAGUGAAUCUGAUGUCUUGUCUUUUUAGAUACAUUAUUUUACCACCCAAUUUUUUUAUUUUUUUUUAGAUUCCACAUACUGCCUAAAUACUUUAUUCUGCCUUUAUAUUAUUUUUUGAGGUGCUUGCUUCAGUAGAUUCACUUUAAUUUAUUGGUUACAGUCCAUAUAGGAGUUUAGGGUUUGUGUACUACAACAACUCAAUGGAAUGACUGUAACACAUGAAUUUAAAACUUAAUACAGUUAAGUAUGUGAUUUAAAGGUCGUUCAACCACCAAAACACCUUUUGGGAGGCGCAGGUUUGGAGUCUGCAACGGGUUCAAAGAAAGACUGAAACCAGGGGUUUGGAGGCCGUCCACACUUUUUGCCAUAUAACGUAUAUGAUAUUGUGAGAGACUGAUAAACAUGACACUUGUUCUGCUGCUGGCACCAAACUAGUGACAUUACAGCUGAAAUAUACUGUGUUUCCGUUUCUAAAUGGCUUCAAGACAAAAAUCUGAGUCCAGUUUUUACUGAAUGGAAAUUAUUUUUAUUAUUUUAACAUGUUGGCUGAAGGGUUGCAGGAAAACUGUGGAUGAGAGGUUGGGGGAAGAAUAUGAACACCUUAUUAGAUUUUACUGUAUUCUCACUUUUAUUAAAAACAUCUGAAAUCUA
Messenger RNA from Stegastes partitus (bicolor damselfish), 4452 nucleotides. It is a transcript of the gene asap2b, whose product is annotated as ArfGAP with SH3 domain, ankyrin repeat and PH domain 2b. Gene Ontology annotation, biological process: positive regulation of GTPase activity. The transcript has 28 exons. Gene Ontology annotation, cellular component: cytoplasm. Bases 331 to 3375 code for a protein of 1014 amino acids. The record is from RefSeq and is a predicted model, not a curated record. NCBI's taxonomy places the organism in Eukaryota, Metazoa, Chordata, Actinopteri, Pomacentridae. Gene Ontology annotation, molecular function: GTPase activator activity; protein binding.